AUGUUACAUAUUAUAAUAAAUGGUCGAAAAAUCGACAAUCCCGAAUUAUGCGAGAAAAAUUAUAACGACGUAGGCGUCCAAGAAACGGAAGUUUUAGAAAUUACGAAUUUCUCUACAAACGUCACUCCGUUGCCGAACGCUGAUUGUACAAAGCAAACAAAUAAUUGUGGAUUAAAUUUAAUAGCGCCUAUUGAGUACGUAAAUAUAGUAUUCGAAAAACUGAAAGACGAAUUUGAUCACGAGAUAAUAGAAAGCAAAUCCAAUAGUAAAUCACAAAUAAAAACAAGAUUUUUACAGUGUUGUGGAAAAAUGACUUGGACUCUAAAAUGGUUGUUGGUCGCUACGACCGUCCGAUUACCAUGA
This is a messenger RNA of Macrosiphum euphorbiae (potato aphid), 363 nucleotides long. Lineage: Eukaryota; Metazoa; Arthropoda; Insecta; Hemiptera; Aphididae. The record is from the annotation of a GenBank genome assembly.